Messenger RNA from Candidula unifasciata, 945 nucleotides. The record is from the annotation of a GenBank genome assembly. NCBI's taxonomy places the organism in Eukaryota, Metazoa, Mollusca, Gastropoda, Stylommatophora, Geomitridae.
AUGGAUGUAAUCAAACAGAAGAUGUAUGACUUUCAGGAAUUCUAUGAUUGGGCCUUCUCGGUGGCUGACAAACGUGUGGCCGACUGGCCCCUGAUGUGGGGGUACACCCCGACUCUGUUGAUUACAGCCCUCUAUUUGCUGGCCGUUUACAUAGGGCCAAAGGUCAUGGAGAAACGGCCACCGAUCAACCUGAAUUACACCUUGGUUAUAUACAACUUUUUGUGUGUUCUUAUGAAUUUGCAUAUAUGCACAGAGUUAUUUAUUUGCUCAUGGAAGCUAGGCUACAGUUAUUCUUGUCAACCAGUUAGCUACACAUAUGACCCGUAUGAAAUGAGGAUAGCAAAAGCUAUAUGGUGGUUUUAUUUUUCCAAGUGUGUGGAGAUGUUAGAUACAAUAUUCUUCAUUUUGCGGAAGAAGAACAGCCAAGUGAGCUUCUUGCAUGUCUACCACCACGCAACCAUGUUUCCAAUUUGGUAUAUUGGAGUCAAGUGGGUGGCAGGAGGGCAGUCCUUCUUUGGCGCAAUGAUAAAUUCGUUCAUCCAUGUCAUCAUGUACACCUAUUACGGAAUUUCUGCAAUGGGACCAAAAUAUCAGAAAUUUUUGUGGUGGAAGCGCUACCUUACAAGUCUUCAGCUGAUUCAGUUUGUAACGGGGAUAACCCAUGCCCUACAAUCUCUGGUUUACAACGGGUGUGGCUUCCCCGAGUGGAUGCAUUGGGCACUCAUCUUUUAUGCCUUCACAAUCUUGCUGCUAUUCCUUAACUUUUACUUCCAUGCUUAUCUUAAGUCACAGAAGAGCAAACAGUCUGGCAAAGUUGAAUCAAAUGGAACAGUAACAAGUAAACACAUCACCAAUGGAAAAUCUGCUUCUUCUCCUGGCGUGAAAUUUGUUGAAAGGGAGAAAUCUGCUGGUGAUCACAGUCAUGUGACCAAAAAACUGAACUAG